AUGACAGAUUACUGGGUGAGCACAAAGAAGCAUUACUGCGAAACGUGCAACUGCUGGUUGUCUGGGCACAAGGUGAACAUAAAAAAUCAUGAAAAAAGCGCAAGGCAUGUUGAAAAUUUAAAGAAAGUGAUCAGCGAAUCGUUUAAGAGGAAGGAACAGGAAACGAAAGAGAAAGAGUUGCUCGAAAGGGAGUUAAAAAAAUUAGAAAAUGUGGAAAAGAAAUUGCUGUCUGAUUUGAAUAAAAAUGAGGCAUCUCCACAUCGACAUGGUGACAUCCGUUUGAACGUUUCUAAUGCGCAUUCCAACAGGAGGAGUGGUUAUCGUAGCAGUAGCAAUAAUGAGCGAAUUAACAGAAGUAGUAUUGCCUGCAGUAGUAACGCAGGUAGCCAUAAGAAGUGGGUUCCAAUGAUACAUGAAGAUACGGGUUGCUUAGUAUUCUUCAAUAGACUGAAAAACGAAAUUGUGCAUGAAAAGCCGGAAGAUUUUUUGGAAGAUUUCCCCGAACGUGAAUCAUUUGUGGAACAAAAUGGAUGGUACAAAUAUUUUGAUUAUAACUCUAACAAUUUUUACUACUUCAAUAUAUAUAGCUCGAAAAGUAUAUGGGUGUAUUCACUCAGCAGGAUAAACAGCUUGAUGGAUUUUAUCAAUCGAUGUGAACAGGCUGAACAGAAUAAUAUAAAAUGUGGUAAUAACGCAGGAGUUGCAAGUUUCAGUAUGGGUGCGGGCCCCGUGGUAAGUCAGCACCAUCCUCAUUUGGGUGGAUCACCGUAUUACGUGAAUUACGCGCAAAUGCUCAGCACGCACAGUUACAAUGUAUAUAAUACCUACAAUCCGUUAAUCAAUCAGGGAGGGGCCACGUUGCAGAUGGGUGGAAAUACAGAAGAAGGAAUGAAUCAACAGGGAAGUAACAACGGCGAUCGUAAUAUUUCUGCUGGUGAUGGUAGUCGUGUGAACAGUUUUGCCCAUUAUGGUAAAUUACACGAUGCACCUCCAGGCAAGUGGACCGAUGGGGUUGGUGAAAAUGAAGAAAGUGGUGCAGAAGAAACGAACCCCCAAGGGGGUGAUAAUUGCCCAGGCGAAAACAAUACAAUGAAGGAAGGAAAUCCAAAGGAGAAGCCCCCAUCUGAGAUGAGCAAAAGCGAGUUUAAAAAGAGUAGUACACAUUUUGAAGAGAAGAAAAAAAAGGAGAACAUUUCUUUAUCGUUUAAGGGGGAAAAAACAGAUGGAACACCUCCGCAUGGCAGGAAAGAGGAGAAGGGAAAAAGUAACAUGGGGAAGGAGGACCAAAAUGUGCAAAGCAAUACCGUACAAGAGGACGAUAGUGCUAAACCUGGCACAUGGGAAGUGGUAGAAAAUAAUGAUGUAGAGACAAUUUCAAAUGAACAUAUUGAACAAAUUUUUUACAACGUGAAAUCGAAGGAGGAAAUUGAAAAGGAAAAAAUUGCACAGCUAGAGGAAGAUAUACGUUACGAAUUUUCUGAAUAUAAUGAAUUUUAUAUAAAAAAAAAAGAAUUGGAAAAUGAAGAAAUAUAUUUAAACCAAGAAUUCAAGUUCGUGGACAAACCUAUAUAUAAGAAAGUCAUUGACAAGAAUCGUGACAAAAAGGUGGACUUUGCCAAACGGAGUAUUAAGGGAAUGAAGAAUAAAAAAAAAAUUUCAUAG
This is a messenger RNA of Plasmodium coatneyi, 1662 nucleotides long. RefSeq lists its product as uncharacterized. The transcript has a single exon. Bases 1 to 1662 code for a protein of 553 amino acids. The record is from RefSeq and is a predicted model, not a curated record. Gene Ontology annotation, biological process: mRNA splicing, via spliceosome. Gene Ontology annotation, molecular function: zinc ion binding; RNA binding. Lineage: Eukaryota; Apicomplexa; Aconoidasida; Haemosporida; Plasmodiidae. Gene Ontology annotation, cellular component: nucleus; precatalytic spliceosome.